This is a messenger RNA of Hipposideros armiger (great roundleaf bat), 1041 nucleotides long. RefSeq names its product L-lactate dehydrogenase A chain-like. Gene Ontology annotation, biological process: lactate metabolic process; pyruvate metabolic process. NCBI's taxonomy places the organism in Eukaryota, Metazoa, Chordata, Mammalia, Chiroptera, Hipposideridae. Gene Ontology annotation, molecular function: L-lactate dehydrogenase (NAD+) activity. Gene Ontology annotation, cellular component: cytoplasm. The record is from RefSeq and is a predicted model, not a curated record.
CUGAUUCCUUUUGGUUCUAAAUCCAAUAUGACAACUGUCAAGGAUCAGCUGAUUUUAAAUCUUCUUAAGGAAGAACAAAGUCCCCAGAAUAAGAUUACAGUCAUUGGGGUUGGUGCUGUUGGCAUGGCCUGUGCCAUCAGUAUCUUAGUGAUGGACUUGGCAGAUGAACUUGCUCUUGUUGAUGUCAUGGAAGACAAAUUGAAGAGAGAGAUGAUGGAUCUUCAACAUGGCAGCCUUUUCCUUAGAACACCAAAGAUUGUCUCUAGCAAAGACUAUAAUGUGACUGCAAACUCCAAGCUGGUUAUUGUCACAGCUGGGGUACGUCAACAAGAGGGAGAAAGCUGUCUUAAUUUGGUCCAGCGUAACGUGAACAUCUUUAAAUUCAUCAUUCCUAAUGUUGUGAAAUAUAGCCCCAACUGCGAAUUGCUUAUUGUUUCCAAUCCAGUGGAUAUCUUGACCUAUGUGGCGUGGAAGAUAAGCGGCUUUCCCAAAAACCGUGUUAUUGGAAGUGGUUGCAAUCUGGAUUCAGCCAGGUUCCGUUACCUAAUGGGGGAAAGGCUGGGAGUGCACUCAUUAAACUGUCAUGGUUGGGUCCUUGGGGAGCAUGGAGACUCUAGUGUGCCUGUAUGGAGUGGAGUGAUUGUUGCUGGUGUCUCCCUGAAGACUCUGCACCCUAACAUAGGCACUGAUGCUGAUAAGGAGCAGUGGAAAGAGGUGUACAAACAGGUGGUUGAGAGUGCUUAUGAGGUGAUCAAACUGAAAAGCUACACAUCCUGCGCCAUUGGACUAUCUGUGGCAGAUUUGGCAGAAAGUAUGAUGAAGAAUCUUAGGCGGGUGCCUCCAAUUUCCACCAUGAUUAAGGGCCUCUAUGGAAUAAAAGAUGACGUCUUCCUUAGUAUUCCUUGCAUCUUGGGACAGAAUGGAAUCUCAGAUGUUGUGAAGGUAACUCUGAUACCUGAACAAGAGGCCCAUUUGAAGAAGAAGGCAGAUACACUUUGGGGGUUCCAAAAAGAGCUGCAGUUUUAAAGCCUUCUAAUGUCA